Phycomyces blakesleeanus NRRL 1555(-) is the source of this 507-nucleotide messenger RNA. RefSeq lists its product as hypothetical. The transcript is spliced from 5 exons. Lineage: Eukaryota; Fungi; Mucoromycota; Mucoromycetes; Mucorales; Phycomycetaceae. Bases 1 to 507 code for a protein of 168 amino acids. The record is from RefSeq and is a predicted model, not a curated record.
AUGUUUUGUAUUAGGUGUCGGAAACAGAGCAUGAAAGAUAAGAUUACUGGAUUUGAUCUUGCACAACGCCCGCACUGUGAGUUCGCGUCUUCUAGAGCCCGAUGGCAGGUUGGGCAGCUGGGCCGGCAUUCUGGACACUCCCAGCCUGGUGAGAGAAGCCUUCCACAUCCACAGACAGCUCGGGUGUCAGAAGGCGGUAUUGAGUCUGAGGAAAAUACACUCGACUCUGUCGUCUUUGUACUUGGUGCUCUAUUUCGACCUGUGGAUCGGCGGUGUAAUCCGAAUACUCGGGCAGAAGAACGAAACAAGGACACUACAACGUCUUUUAACGUCCGCAUCUUUGGCACCUUUGGCACCUUUGAUGAAAAGAAGGGAAACAAAAAUAAUAAGAGUCUAUGGACAAAGAAGUUAAAAGAUGUUAAAGAAGUCCGUGUUUUCUGUGCUAAAUUCUUUUGGUUCUAUUAUUUAGAAUACCUUUUAGUAGCCGAACAAUUUUAUAACAUUUAA